This is a messenger RNA of Phaeodactylum tricornutum CCAP 1055/1, 685 nucleotides long. RefSeq lists its product with no specific name. The transcript has a single exon. Gene Ontology annotation, cellular component: signal peptidase complex; membrane. Gene Ontology annotation, molecular function: serine-type endopeptidase activity. The coding region runs from base 128 to 685 and encodes 185 amino acids. The record is from RefSeq and is a predicted model, not a curated record. Lineage: Eukaryota; Bacillariophyta; Bacillariophyceae; Surirellales; Neidiaceae.
CCAUCACUUCCCCAUUCCACCUACGACAGUGCCCACGGUGCAUUGUCCCGCUCGCAGUUAAAUACUAAACAACAACAAUACAACAACAACAACAACAACACACAACAAGACAGUCUUUGAACGCAGUAUGAUCAAGGACAUACUGGACAAGCAAGUCUUCGAGCUGAAAAAGCUCUGGGCCAACAAACGCCAACUCACCUUUCAGGUCUUGAAUUUGGCCAUGAUUGUCUUUUCGGCUCUCAUGAUAUGGAAGGGUCUCAUGUUCGUGACGCAGUCCGAAUCACCCGUCGUGGUGGUCCUCAGUGGAUCCAUGGAACCCGCCUUUCAACGCGGCGACAUUCUCUUUCUCCACAACGCCGUCCGGGAAGUACACGUGGGCGACGUGGUGGUCUUUAAAAUCAAAGAUCGGGACAUCCCCAUCGUCCACCGCAUACUCAAAGUUCAUUUGGAUACCGACACGUUCCAAGUGGAUUUACUCACCAAAGGAGACAACAACCGCGUCGACGAUCGGGGACUCUACGCACCCGGACAACUGUGGCUCAACCGAGACGAUAUCCUCGGCAAGGCCGUUGGGACUUUACGAUACGUCGGGAUGGUCACCAUUGCCCUUAACGACUACCCCGUACUCAAAUAUGUACUCGUCGGGAUGAUGGGGCUCUUUGUACUCACCAGUAAGGAAGGAUAA